This is a messenger RNA of Coccidioides immitis RS, 486 nucleotides long. RefSeq lists its product as uncharacterized. Gene Ontology annotation, cellular component: mitochondrial intermembrane space. NCBI's taxonomy places the organism in Eukaryota, Fungi, Ascomycota, Eurotiomycetes, Onygenales, Onygenaceae. Bases 80 to 313 code for a protein of 77 amino acids. The transcript has 4 exons. The record is from RefSeq and is a predicted model, not a curated record.
AAGACAUUGGAAUGCUGCAAGGAGCCUCAGAUAACAAAGAAAUCUUAUCGAUUUGCUUAUAAUCAUCAACGCAGGCACCAUGAAACCCAAGCCAAUACCUACUUCAAGUCAGCCAUGUCAUUCAUUUGCGUGCGCUAUACAAGACUGCUUAACAAAAAAUUCUUAUCAGGAGGAAAGGUGUCGUGAUCAGAUUAUUGCUCUGUAUAAAUGCUGCGAUUUGUUUUAUCAGGAGAAUGGCCGUGACGCUAGGACUCCAAGCUGCCCCAGGCCAGACUUACUCAAGCUGAAACUCCAACAGUACGGAUUGAUGUAGUUGAUGAGUUCCGAGAUUGGCGAACGCAAGUUCCGGACGGAUGAUUUAGGAGCGUAUGACCACACAAUUUUCCCGGUGAUAUGAUAGCAUGAAGGAAGGGAUGUUGUAUAUAUUAAUCUACACAGAACUCCGAAGUGUGUAUUCCAUACUGCAAAGCAAAGUUGCAGCACUAA